This is a messenger RNA of Dendrobium catenatum, 1804 nucleotides long. RefSeq names its product erlin-2-B. Gene Ontology annotation, biological process: SREBP signaling pathway. The record is from RefSeq and is a predicted model, not a curated record. Gene Ontology annotation, cellular component: endoplasmic reticulum; endoplasmic reticulum membrane. The transcript is spliced from 9 exons. Gene Ontology annotation, molecular function: ubiquitin protein ligase binding; cholesterol binding. The coding region runs from base 231 to 1352 and encodes 373 amino acids. NCBI's taxonomy places the organism in Eukaryota, Viridiplantae, Streptophyta, Magnoliopsida, Asparagales, Orchidaceae.
AUCUCACUAUAGCAUUUAAUGACGAACCGCUGCCGCGUAGUAAUCGCAUGCGUGCAUUUUCGCACAGAAAACUCUGCCGGCAAGUCUACAUGAUGAACAAAGUUUGGGCGGUUUGGCCCGCGAAGCUGUGCUUCUGAAGCCUUUAUUUAUCCUUCUUUCCAGUCGCUUCACCCGAGAGCAAGGCAGGAAUCUCGUUAGGAUUAAGAGUGAAGGUGUUCUUUGGAAGAGCCAUGCAAGCGCAGCCGCCUCAACCUCCACCACAGCCGCCUCCACCACAGGGGACUCUACCACAGCCGCACCAGCAGCAGCAGAAUAGUCAGGGUCAACGAAAUCCCCCGCCGUCGGAUGCCGAUGCUACGACGUUUCUGCUGUUGGGAAUCAUCUUUGUCGCUUUCGCGAUAAUUUUUCUUUCGACCUCAUUCUCAACAAACUGGAAUUUUUCUGUGUUACAUCAAGUCCCUGAGGGUUAUGUUGGUGCAUACUGGAGGGGCGGUGCUUUAUUGAAAACGAUCACUAAUCCAGGCUUUCAUCUCAAAUUUCCACUAGUCACGGAAUUUGAGCCCAUCCAAGUGACCAUUCAAACAGAUCUGGUAAGAGAUAUUCCUUGUGGAACAAAAGGUGGAGUAAUGAUCAGCUUUGAUAAGAUAGAGGUUGUAAAUCGCCUUAAUAAGGGACAUGUGUAUGACACUCUUCUCAAUUAUGGUGUAAACUACGAUAAGACAUGGAUAUAUGAUAAGAUUCACCAUGAGAUCAAUCAAUUCUGUAGCUCUCAUUCUUUGCAGCAAGUGUAUAUUGAUAUGUUCGAUCAAAUUGAUGACAAAAUGAAAGAAGCUCUUCAAAUGGACUGCACGCAGUAUGCCCCGGGGGUUGAAAUUAUCAGCGUUCGUGUUACAAAACCCAAUAUUCCUGCAAUUAUUAAGCGCAAUUUUGAACUUAUGGAGGAGGAACGCACUAAGGCUUUAAUUGCCAUAGAGGCACAAAAGGUUGCAGAAAAAGAAGCUGAGACCCAAAAGAAGAUAGCCUUAUCCGAAGCAGAGAAGAAUGCCCAAGUUAGCAAGAUUCUCAUGGAGCAAAAAUUAAUGGAAAAAGACAGCUCAAAGCAGCAAGAAGCAAUCGAGAAUGAAAUGUACAUUGCUCGUGAGAAAAGCCAAGCAGACGCUAAUUUUUACAGGGUGAUGAAGGAAGCAGAGGCUAAUAAACUGAAACUUACACCUGAGUUUCUUGAACUCAAAUUCAUUGAAGCCAUUGCAAACAACUCAAAAAUUUUCUUUGGAGAGAAGGUUCCUAACAUGGUUUUAGAUCAAAGGCUCCUUGGUAAUUUUCUUAAUGGAUUUGCUAAGAAGGAUCUUUGAGAGAUUUCAAUAUUUUACAUAGAGGCUUGAAUGGAUCUGAGGAAGACUGGUGCUUAUGUCAAGACUUUUUUUAAAAAUAUCUUUCCAAGUAUUAUAGUAAAAGUUUCUGGGUGUUUAUAAUUGGUUUUAGAUUGAAUUUUUUAUUUGGAGCGUUUUGAGUUGGUGAUUCUUUGUUGCCAGCAGAAGUUUUCGUGGUGAAAUUAUUUUUUUUUGGGAUACGGAUGCCGUUCGGAGGUGAAUCAGAAUGCACCACGUCAUCUUUUGGAUGUGUGCUACGGCUAUGUACUCGCUGUGUAUCAGGUAAUGUGACGCGCUCUGAUUCGCUCCGGACAGUCCGGUGUCUGCCAGAAUAAUUUAUCUGGUUCCUGUUGCUUUCAUGUUGAGAAUUGAUGUUUUUUUACACAAAUUGGUCAGAACACAAGUAAAAGGAAAUGAAAAAGGGUUUUUCCUAA